This is a messenger RNA of Carya illinoinensis, 909 nucleotides long. RefSeq names its product 18.5 kDa class I heat shock protein-like. The coding region runs from base 143 to 619 and encodes 158 amino acids. The record is from RefSeq and is a predicted model, not a curated record. The transcript has a single exon. Gene Ontology annotation, biological process: response to hydrogen peroxide; protein complex oligomerization; response to heat. Lineage: Eukaryota; Viridiplantae; Streptophyta; Magnoliopsida; Fagales; Juglandaceae.
GGAGCCUGUCCUAUUUCAUUUCAUCGUGGAGUUAUCUGAAAAGCAUCUUCUCUUCUAACAUACUCUGCAACCAAUCACUGUUUCGCCUCGAUUUAAUACCUCACACCCAAGUCCACCCAGCGCCAAAACAAGCAAAGUAACCAUGUCGCUUAUUCCAAGCUUUUUUGGUGGCCGACGAGACUCCGAUCCCUUUGCUCUCGACCUUUGGGACCCUUUCAGGGAUUUUCCUUUCCCUUCUCCAUUUUCCACCCCUUUCUCCGAGUUUUCUCGCGAAAAUUCUGCGUUUGCCAACACCAGGAUCGACUGGAAGGAGACCCCAGAAGCCCACGUGUUCAAGGCCGAUCUCCCGGGACUUAAGAAGGAGGAAGUGAAGGUAGAGGUUGAAGACGACAGAGUUCUUCAGGUAAGCGGGGAGAGGAACGUGGAGAAGGAAGACAAGAACGACACCUGGCAUAGGGUGGAACGUAGCAGCGGCAAGUUCCUGCGGAGGUUCAGGCUGCCGGAGAACGCAAAAAUGGAUCAGAUUAAGGCUUCCAUGGAGAAUGGGGUUUUGACUGUGACUGUCCCAAAAGAGGAAGUCAAGAAACCAGAAGUCAAGGCUAUAGCAAUUUCUGGCUAAAUCUAAUUAGCCAAAGCAAGAUCACAGUGUCAUCUCUCCGAUGCGACAGAUGGAUCUACAUAGAAGCUAUAUAUUGCGUUUUUGAAGUGUCUAUGUGGAAUUUCAGUUUGUAUGUGAAGGGUUUGAGUUUUUAAGAAUGUUUUUGAGUCCAUGGUCUGUGGAUCUACGUAAGGUUGUUUCUUUUCUGAGUGGUUCGCGUCAUUGUAUGUGGAGUGUUCGCGUGGUACCUAAUAUUGUACUAUUAUUACAACUGCUAGUGCAAGCGUUAAUGUAAAUCUUGUUUAUUUAAA